AUGGAAAUCAUACAAAAGAAUGAAGCCUUCAGAAGGAUUGAUGGCAAAGUGGAAUUUUCCUAUGUCCAGAUUUUUGUUCGAGAAAAUGGCAUACUGUAUUCCGGGAAAUGGACGAAUCGAUUACAUUUGCCAAAGACGCUGGACGAUCUCCAAGAAGUCAAGCAAAUUUCAACUGAGGACAGGGGCCCACAAGUCCAUACCACUUGGUCAGCGAUCUAUGUGAAAACACCAAGUCUCCUCGCGUAUGUCGAUGGAAAUCUUGAACAGCAAAUCGCUCGCGAAGUCGAAACCUGCGAAAUUCUUCGCAAGAAUCCCCACCCGAACAUCGCAACCUAUUAUGGCUACAAGGAGACUCACGGCCGAGUCUCUGGGCUAUGCUUCAGAAAAUAUACGUUGACGCUACUUGAGGCGGUCAAUCCCCAACGCCUGGGCAAGGUUGCUUUCCUGUCAAGUGCGCGCGGCCUGGUGAACGCGAAUAUGAAAAGUAGCCUAGAAGGGCUUUUGGCCGCCAUCAAACACCUUCACUCGCUUGGCCUUGUCCAUAAUGAUAUCAACCCCGCAAACAUUAUGCUUGAUGAAGAUGGUACGUUUGUUCUCAUCGAUUUCGAUAGCUGUCGAUACAUCGGUGAAUCGUUGCGCCACACCCAAACGAAAAGAACCCACCACUGGCACGAUCCUGCUGUCGAUAUUUCGCUUGAAAAAAACGACCUUGACGCUUUCGGAGACCUUCAAACUUGGUUGAUUGGAUCGGCGGAUGAGACCUUUUUGUUCAUUUAA
Messenger RNA from Penicillium odoratum, 777 nucleotides. RefSeq names its product kinase-like protein. Lineage: Eukaryota; Fungi; Ascomycota; Eurotiomycetes; Eurotiales; Aspergillaceae. Gene Ontology annotation, cellular component: cytoplasm; autophagosome. Gene Ontology annotation, molecular function: ATP binding; protein serine/threonine kinase activity. The record is from RefSeq and is a predicted model, not a curated record. The transcript has a single exon. Gene Ontology annotation, biological process: peptidyl-serine phosphorylation; autophagosome organization; autophagy. The coding region runs from base 1 to 777 and encodes 258 amino acids.